Molecule: messenger RNA, 312 nt
Organism: Aspergillus pseudonomiae
Lineage: Eukaryota; Fungi; Ascomycota; Eurotiomycetes; Eurotiales; Aspergillaceae
Exons: 1
Coding region: 1-312 (103 amino acids)
Source: RefSeq, a predicted model, not a curated record
AUGAUAGUAGUCUAUGGAUUCGAUCUAGGUCUAGGGAUGCAGCGAGCUAGUGUCGCCGCUCAAACGGAACCGGAGAGAAAGGAUGUCCCUACUGGGUUUGCGUUGAUGAUGUUGUCUCAGUCGUUGGGCGGUGCUGUCUUCCUGGCAGUCGCCCAGACGGUCUUCACCAAUGGCCUUGUCUCAAAUCUCCAAGGGGCACUACCGGAAUAUGAUAGCAAGAGCCUCGCCCAUGUUGUUGAAGGUGCGGGAGCAACUACUCUUCGUCAAGUUGUCGGUGGUCCAAAACCUGCCGGCGGUGUUGGUAGCUUAUAA